Molecule: messenger RNA, 4793 nt
Organism: Malaya genurostris
Lineage: Eukaryota; Metazoa; Arthropoda; Insecta; Diptera; Culicidae
Gene: scaf
Product: inactive serine protease scarface
Exons: 8
Coding region: 330-3656 (1108 amino acids)
Biological process (GO): proteolysis
Molecular function (GO): serine-type endopeptidase activity
Source: RefSeq, a predicted model, not a curated record
CCGCACUCAUAGUUUGGUGUUCGUUCGCCGAAAUUGUUGCUCUUUCUUUCGCGGGUAGUUUUGUUUCUUAAUAGCCGGACUUUGGGACCAAAAAAAAAAACCGCGGAUAUCCGUUCUGUUGAUGCGCGUCUUCGGGUGGCGUGAGGUUCUAGGAAGUGUAGUGAUUUUUUGAUGAGUGAAAUACAUUGAAUUUGUUCAUCCGAAGGAGAACGGCUUUCGAUUUUUUUUGUGUUGACUCGCAGUAAAAGUGACAAAUUUGCGUUCUGGCUCGCGAACCAAAGGAAGAAAUUUGUCUACAGACUUGGAAAAAAGUUUAACUCGCUGAAAAAAUGAACCACAGAGCGAAGGCCUUAGUGGGCCUGCUUUGUUUCGGGCUGGUCUCUGCUCAGCUCAACUAUCGGCCCGAAUUCAUUUCGGCCGGCCAGGGCUUUCAAUCGGCCGCACAAUUUCAAAGUAAAUCUCUAUUCAAACGUCAGGCUGGUGAUGGUACUGAUGUCAUACCGCAUGAUAUGAAAAAACAAACUACUUUCUGGUGGGUUGCACCAGACGCUCCUUUCAAAGCUACUAAAAUCGGUGGCGGUGUGCAGGAGCCUCCACCAGGAGCUGCUGCAGGUGCUGCCGGGGCUGCGGGAGCGGCUGGCGCUGCUGGAGCCUCGGGAGCAGGUGCGGGACAGGCUGGGGCAUUUGGUGCUACACAAAGCGGCUUCCAGUCUUCGGCGUUCGGUGCCACCGGACAAACUGGCCAGGCUGCCGGAGCAACACAGACGAGUGCAUUCGGAAGUGCUGGUCGCACCACCAUCUCCCGGACGUCAACCGCUACGACAAGAAACUUUGCAUCAGGUGCAACCGGACAAGUAGGUCAGACGGGGGUAGUAGCGGGUGGUACCAGAACCAAUACGAUCACUGCUACUAAUCAGGUAAGUUCAGGAAUAGGAGGAAUUGGAACAGCACAAACAGGAGUGACGGGAAGAGUGAGAACGACCAGCAGCUUCAGCAAGACAUCGCAAACCACAUCGACCGGUGUAGCUCCAGUGCCUGUCCCGGGCAGCGUCCGCACGAAUACCGCCAACUCUAUUUCUAGAAAUACUAACACAGCUAUUACUACAACUAAUACGCAACAACAGCAGCCGCCUCCUUCUCAAACUAAUAUCGCUACUGCUACUACUACUGGAACGGCAACCCGUACUACUACUACAACCGGGCAAACCGGGCCGCCUCCUCCUCUUUUGCCAAGUCAAGGAGUGGGAGGAUCAAGCAUAACCAGAACACAGGAACGUUCCAACACUGGUAUCACCAGUCACACCAUCACGACCGGUGUCAAUGUGCAACCGUUCUACAAAAAGACCACCGUUACCUCAUCCGGUUAUGACUAUCCGGUUCCGCAAACCGUUCCCUGCUACGAAGCCAACAAGGUUUGCACGCCGAAUGAAUACUGCGUGAACGGUUUCGUGGACGAGGAUCAGCUGAGCUUGUUCAACACCAACAACCAGAAUUGCAACUCAGCCAGCGAGCAGUGCUGCAAGAUCCGUCCAGCACCGCCACCUCCGCCAGCAACACAGUGUCCGGACGAGAGCUACGUCUGCGUAGCGCCCAGCUUAUGCAACAACGGUUUACUGAACUUUGAUGCGCAGAAUGCAAUCUCGUCGCAGCAACCGAACGGCCAAUGUUUCGCCCCGGAAGUGUGCUGCCGAUCUCAAUCUCUAAUCUCCGAGUCGACCGUGCUGACGAACGAAGGAUACGUUGUAAGAGUACCAAACAAUCAAUACCUUCCACCGGAAGGUCAAAACACAAACACCGACAUUGUAACAGCAGCACCACCACCACCACCACCACUACCCCAACCACGACCCACUACACCUCGACCACCACCACCACCACCAACACCCACACGUUACAUACCACCACCAACCACUACACGUUAUGUGCCACCACCAACCACCAAUCGCUAUGUACCGCCAUCAACCACGAAGAGGUAUUUCCCACCACCACCACCACCCACCACGCGCCCACCAUUCCGUGGUAAUGAGUAUGUUCCACCAAGGGAAGAAAUUCCAGCACCCUCAAACGAAGAUGUUAACGCGGUAAGACCUCCACAGGAUGAAGUCCCGAAUCCAGCCAACGAUACACCGAUUGCGAUCCGACCGAACCCACCACCACGCCCGGCCCAACCACCGGUCGGAGGAGACGCUCCACCACCACUACCGCCCAUAGGAUGCUCUGCAGCCAUGAACUGUACCGAGACCCAAUUCUGUUCUUCGACCGGUGUCAUCUCGAAGACUCCCGUCGUGUUGACUCCGGAGCAAGAGUUGUUCCGCGUUCCGGUCACCGAAUGUCGUAGUCCCGAUAAGGGCUUCACCGGAGUGUGUUGUCGUGAUCCGGACUAUGUAGACCCGUGGCCCGUAGGAAUGCUUGGUUUGUAUAAUCCUGAAUUGCUUCCUUUCGACGAUGGUUCCUAUAAGCCCAACGGAAACAAUGGUAACGGUAACGGAAACAGUAUAUCACGAACGCAAACCACACGCAACGAAGCGAUUCAAGGAGCUCAAAGCCGAGUCACACCAGCUCAAACUUUCGCACCGAAUCAAUUGACAAGUGCCAGUCAGUUUACCCAGUCUAAAUCCCAGUACGACCGGGGAGUAACGGCAGCAGCUUCCACCGGUUCAGUAGUGACAGUACAACAGCAGGUGAACGGAGGCAGCACCGGUGCCAAGCGGUUCACUGCCGGAGGUCUACAGUUCGUACACAGUGGAAACACCAAAUUUAAACCGUUCCAGAAAUCUUCCGGACAGUGUGCCCCAAGGAAUUACAAUACCCAACCUCGAGGAGCUGGUCAGUGGGAUACCGGAUUCGGAGAGUUCCCUUGGCAGGCGAUGGUCAUCCUUGAGUCCAACAAAUCCCUUCUCUGUGGAGGAGCCAUCAUUGCGGAGAAUACUGUUGUGACGGCUGCCAACUGUGUCUACGGACUAAACCCAAGAGACGUCAUGAUCAAGGGAGGUGAAUGGCGGUUGGGAGUCGAUGCGGAACCGAAGACUUUCCAGAUUGUGCGUGUGAAAAACGUUGUUUAUCAUCCAGCCUACCAACCGGACACUCUGAAUUACGACGUUGCCAUGCUGAUUCUGGAAGACCGUCUCCGAUUCGAUACCCACAUUGGUGCAAUCUGUCUCGAUGAGAAUGAUGUCGUGCCGAGUGCUUCGUACGAAAAUUGCGUCACCACUGGUUGGGGACGGGAGGUGUUGAGGAUUCACAUUGGAAAUGCCCUGAUGCAUUAUAUGCCGAUCUCGCUGCUAUCGGAAUCGGAGAGUCAGCGUCAACUGCAAGCAAACGGAUUCACGCCGGAGUCACACCUCUGUGGCCGUCCGGUGGCCGACGCCUGUGAGGUAGAUAUCGGUAGUGCUUUGGCUUGCGCGGACACAAGCGGAACGUACUAUCUGAAGGGCGUCUACUCGCAGGACAAUGGCUGUGGCCGGCCGGAUCAGAUCGUGUCCUUCACGAACAUCGACGUUCAAUGGAUCAAGCAAGCUCUGAAGAACCCGAAUCAGUUUAUCACUCCUGUACCGAACUACAUAACGUCAGCCAACAGCCCGGUGGUCAGUACAAUACAGCAACCGUCCACACUGGGGCCCAAUUACGGCAAGGCCUAUCUGCCACCGUACAAAUAAGUCAAACAAUCGCUGAGAUAUGAAAGAAUUUACUAAAUGUUCUAGAUAAAAACAGAAACUAUGCUAGGCGAUAGAUAUGACGAAAUGACCACUGUUUUAUCAUACCUAUGAGUACAUCCUACCGUCAAUCAUUUACCUCCCAAAUGAAUUUUAAAUUUAAGUUUUUUUAAAAAGCAUCAUGUUGUGAUUUUUUACUAAAACAUCGGAUACGCUCGGAUCGGAUUCUUCAUCAGAACAAAAGCAAAAAGGGGACCAUUCACUUACAAGUUCACACACACCCAGAACGACAGUUUCGCCUAGGCUAAUCUUUAUCAGUGAUACUAGUGAUCUGUAAACGCAGAUCGUCUCGGCAAGCAACACCUACCAAAACCCAUUCUAUUGAUUGUUAGGAAGCUAAAACCAUUCUUCGAUUCAAGUAGAAUUUCAUGGCCCGAACACGUACCCUCUCCUUCAUGCAAGUAUCCCAAAAAAUACAUUUCGCCAUGUACAAAGUCCAUCUAUUGCUAAUAUUUAGAUUAGAGAGCUAUUUGUUUUACACUGCAGGAGGUCCUUCGGCAAACAAUACGUUAGAAAUUCAUAAGCAUUAGUUGAUAAAUGGAACAUUCCCGCCACAAUGGUUUGCUAGUGUUGGCGGUAAUUAUUUAUAGCCUAGUUGGAGAUUUUUCUUUACCCAAAGUCAAAAUUACAAUCGAAAAUAAAAUACAUACACACACCCACACGCGGUUUGGAAACCAUUACCUUUUUCUGUAAUCUUUCGGAAGCUAAAUAUUAAGUAAACAUCACUACAGCAAAGUGUGAUUCAUGAUACGGAAGUUAUAAGAACAGUAUGCAUUUUUUGUUUAAAUAUUCGGUCGUUUUUUCGAAGCUGGAGUAACGAAAUAGAAUGGACAGGAUCGAUUGAUCUACUAGUUCUGUUGGACAACUGAUUGAACCGAAACAACGGAAAACGAUGAGUCUACGGGUGUUACAACAAUAUUUUCGAUUUGAUCGACAUGACGAAUGCAGAACUAGUUGUUGAAUCAGAUUUGUUCAGAAGAUGAUGGAUACAAUGACAAUUAUAAAAAUAACGUAAACAUACUUUUAGAAUUAUUUAAAUACCUGUACAUACAACGUAAUAUAAGAGAUUUUAUAAGAAUA